Molecule: messenger RNA, 822 nt
Organism: Pyrus x bretschneideri (Chinese white pear)
Lineage: Eukaryota; Viridiplantae; Streptophyta; Magnoliopsida; Rosales; Rosaceae
Product: protein G1-like1
Exons: 1
Coding region: 41-730 (229 amino acids)
Biological process (GO): mRNA transcription; response to light stimulus
Cellular component (GO): nucleus
Source: RefSeq, a predicted model, not a curated record
ACCAAUUUAUCGUUUUGAAAGCCAUCUAACUUUGUGUGUCAUGUCAGCAGCAGCCGCAGCCGCCGCCGCUGCGGCAGUGAGUAGGUCUAGCUCCACCAACAGUAACUCUAUCACCUACAACUACAACCGCCAACCGUUAUUCAAGCCGUCCCCGCUAACGGCCGUGGUGCCGGUGCUGAGCAGGUACGAGUCCCAGAAGCGGCGGGACUGGAUCACGUUUGGGCAGUACCUCAAGAACCACCGCCCUCCGCUGAACCUGUCCCGUUGUAGCGGGGCCCACGUGCUGGAGUUCCUUAGGUAUUUGGAUCAGUUCGGGAAGACGAAGGUCCAUGCGGACGCUUGCCCUUUCUACGGGCACCCUAACCCUCCUGCACCCUGUCCUUGCCCGUUGCGGCAGGCCUGGGGCAGCCUCGACGCAAUCAUUGGAAGGCUUCGGGCAGCGUUUGAGGAGAACGGCGGGCAGCCCGAGACCAACCCGUUUGGGACUCGAGCAGUGAGGCUGUACCUGAGGGAGGUCAGGGACAGCCAGGCCAAGGCCAGGGGAAUUGCUUAUGAGAAGAAGAAGAGAAAGAAAGUAGGGCCAUCACAACAGCCGGAAGGGCAAGAUGAUGAGGAGCAGCAGCAGGGGCAACAUGGUACUUUUGGUUCAGAUUAUGGGUAUGGUGCUGCUGUUACUUCAUCUGCUGCUGCUGCUAGGUGCUCUAUGAUGCCUUUGUCUGUGCUAAUCUGAUUAAGCUUGUAAUUAAUUAAGUAAUGAAUUAUAUUUAUGUAGUUAGGUGCAUCAUGAUAUGAAUAUCCAAUGGAUUUUGAUGUGUUGUGUUA